AUGAACCUUUGGCACUACCUACUCUUAUGCUCGAUAUCCAUCCCUCUGUGGAUCGUUCUAUACUACCUCGUUCCCUACUUGACGACCUACACCCACCUCCGCCGCAUCCCCGGACCCUUCAUAGCAAGUUUCAGCAACUUGUGGCUAGCCCACCACUCCCGCAAAGGCCAAAGAUACGCCGCCGUCCACUCAGCCCACAAGCGAUACGGCACUCUUGUCAGAAUCGGCUACAACCACAUCUCCAUCGCAGACGAACGCGGUAUUCAAGUUGUGUACGCACAUGGCAAUGGCUUCCUCAAAGACGUCUUCUAUGAGGCUUUUGUGAGCGGUGUGCCUGGUGUGUUUAGUACAAGAGAUCGCGCACAACAUACCCGCAAGCGAAAGAUUGUCGCGCAUGCAUUUUCGCCGGGUGCGGUGGUUGCGUUUGAGUCGCAUAUGGCGGAGAACCUUGAGCGAUGGGUGAAACAGUUGGAUAAGCUUGCUGCUGNNAAGGGGGGUGAGGAUGGGUUUGCGACAAUGAAUAUGAUGCCUUGGUGCACAUACAUCGCUUUCGACAUCAUCGGAGAUCUGGCUUUUGGAGCUCCGUUCGGAAUGGUAGUAAAAGGUCGUGAUGAGUGUGAAUCGCAAGUCCGGCCAGGGGGACCCGUCGUCAUCACUCACGGCGCAGAAACCUUGAAUCGGCGUGGUGAGGUGUCAUCGACAUUGGGUUGGUUGCCCGCACUACGGCCCUUCGCAAGAUACCUGCCUGAUCCCUUCUUCACCAAAGGCAUACAAUCAGUGCAAAAUCUGCAUGGCAUCGCUUCCAUGGCAGUAUCAAAGCGUCUCGACGACACCUCGAAGCAAGAUCAGAACAAGCGCCACGAUAUCCUCGCUCUGCUGCUCAAAAGCAAGGGUCCUGAUGGUUUACCCAUGCAGCGCAACGAGCUGAUCUCUGAAUCCCUCACGCAGUUGAUUGCAGGUAGCGAUACCGUAUCCAACACCUCGUGUGCAAUCAUCUACUGGAUCUUGGCUGGCGAGCGGGAUGCACCAGGUACUGUUCUUCCUCGCUUGCAGCAUGAGCUAGAUGCUGCGAUUCCAGACAGAGACGCUAUGGCAACGCACAACCAAGUCAAGAACCUGCCAUUCUUGCGCCGCUGUAUAGAUGAGGGCAUGCGCUUGCACUCGACAUCUGCAACAGGGCUGCCGAGGAUCGUGACUUCGCCUUCAGGCGUAUGGUUCGAUGAUACGCAUUUUCUUUUUGGAACGGUGUUGAGUGUGCCUAGCUACUCCGUGCACCACGAUGCGUCCAUUUGGGGCGCCGAUGUUGGGCCAUUCAACCCAGACCGCUUUCUGCCCGAAAAUCUUACCAGCAGGCAGAAAUUGGCAUUCAAUCCUUUUAGCUAUGGGCCUAGGGCUUGCGUAGGUCAAAACGUUGCGCUGAUGGAGUUGUCAUUGAUUGUGGGAACGCUGUUCAGACGCUAUGAUCUUGUGUUGGAGCAGAAGGUAUUGGAGUGCACCGAAGGCUUCUCGAAGAAACCAGUGGAAUGUUGGGUUCGGAUCAAGCGGAGAGUGUGA
Aureobasidium musti is the source of this 1554-nucleotide messenger RNA. The record is from the annotation of a GenBank genome assembly. NCBI's taxonomy places the organism in Eukaryota, Fungi, Ascomycota, Dothideomycetes, Dothideales, Saccotheciaceae.